Messenger RNA from Panonychus citri (citrus red mite), 3050 nucleotides. RefSeq names its product transcription factor Sp9-like (gene Sp1). Bases 461 to 2611 code for a protein of 716 amino acids. The transcript has 2 exons. Gene Ontology annotation, molecular function: DNA-binding transcription factor activity, RNA polymerase II-specific; RNA polymerase II cis-regulatory region sequence-specific DNA binding. The record is from RefSeq and is a predicted model, not a curated record. Gene Ontology annotation, biological process: regulation of transcription by RNA polymerase II. Lineage: Eukaryota; Metazoa; Arthropoda; Arachnida; Trombidiformes; Tetranychidae.
GCUAUGAAGAUUAUCAUCACCAGUUAACAACAGAAACAUCAAGCUUAAUAUCAAGUCAACAUAUAAAAUACUUCAAUUGAUUAGUUUUUAUGAUAAUUAACUUUCAAAUUGUGUCAUUGAUUAUUGUGAUUAUACAAGGAUAAGAUAAUAAUUAUCACUGGAUUUACAAAUCCUUCGAGAAAACAACAACAAUUGUGUUAAUCUUGCUAAUCUUUUGCUAAUCACUUUUUGAUUUGAAUCUUUUUGUUUCUGGAUAAAACUUUGCUAAUCUUUUGGACUAAUCAAGUUACACCUUUAACUUUUUCUUGUUUUGUUUUUAAUAUUAAAUUAACUACAAAUGUCGGUGUUUUCAUGACAUUGUAAUCUCACAAGGAAAGUUAUAAAUCAAUUCAUUAAUCCAUUGGAUCCAUAAUUAUAUUUAAACUUUAUAAAUAUUUAAAAGUGUAUCAACUUUAAUAUUAUGGCGGAAGUGAUGAAAUUUGAUGAUUUCAAACAGGAAGGUUCAGAUGGUCCAUAUAAGAAUCACCACUUGGCCCUGUUAAAUGCCCAAUGUGAGAAACUGAGCCAUAAGACACCCCCACCUCUGGCCGAUGCUGCAGUGGGCAAAGGUUUCUACCCUUGGAAAAAAUCAGCCACUCUCUCAUCAACCAGUUCCCCAAGCGGCUUAUCAGAAAUCAACGGGAGUUCAAACGGAGUAGGAGGUGGAACCAUCGUCAACAGUAACAACACCGCCACCACCAACACCAGUAACAACAACUCGAGUAACAACAACAACAACAACAACAGUAACAAUCACAACGGUAACAAUUCAACAAAUAGUAAUAACAAUUCAAACAGUUCAUCAAAUAGUAAUAGUAAUUCAAAUAAUUCUUCAUCAUCAUCUUCAGGUAAUGAUAAUUAUUUAAUUAUAGCCAAUAAAAUAAAAAGUGAUUCUAAUCCAGAGACAAAGUGUUAUCAUGUUGAUUCAACUCGAUUAACACCUUCAUCUCAACUUAAAUCAACUUUAACAGAAUUAACUAAUUGUUCACCAUUAUCUCCAACCUACUCUUCUCCUUCCCUCUCAGCUCCAUCACCACAACUUCACCAUUCACAUGCACAUCAUUCAACGUCAAAUCAUCACCACCACCACCACCAACAACAACAACAACAACAACAACACCAACAUCAACUAUCUCACCAUCAACAACAACAUCUUCAACAGCAACACCAUCAACACCAACAGCAUCCUCAUCAUUUAAAUAACCACCAUUCACAUCAUCACCCUCAACAUCCAACACCACCACCUCCAACCUCAUCUGUACUUGGCUCAGGUUAUCAUCAGCGUCCAUCGUCGGUCUCCUCAUCACCUUGUGGCUCCCUUGGAGUGACCUCUCCCUCUGUUAAUAAUUCAACUUCCAAUAGUACCAAUAAUAAUACAACAAACGGUUCAUCAACUGGAUCAACCAGCUCAUCAUCUUCUGUAUCAAAUUCAAUCGGCGGCAGUGGACUAAUCAGUGGCUCAGUGAGCUCACCUUAUGCUGUUAGUGAUUCACUUUUUUACCCCGGCUCACCGGUAGUUACCUCAGUGUCAACUUCCGUUAGUGGUGAUAAUCAAGGAAGCUUUUUAACAACCGCCAAUAUGCACGGAGCAGCGGAAGCAUCUCAAGCAGCCCAUCUUGGGUCAAUGUAUUCACGUGUCUCAAGUGACCCCUAUGGAUGGUCAUUUAAUAUGAAUCAUCCAUCUCAUGUACCCUCAAUUAAAGCUGAAGUUAAUCAUCUCUCUUACCCAACCUCUUGUUGGGAUGUUCACUCAGCGGCUUCUGCAGCUUCAGCUAAUCCUUGGCUUUGCGAUACUAGCUCUUUACACUCAGCUGCAGCCUCUUUAGGAUCAUCAAACUAUGGAAGCUCAGCUCCCGAUUAUGGAUUAGGAACAGCAACUCUUAACGCACUAACAGCAUCAGCUGCCAAUGUUGCCGCUGCUGCCUCAGCGGCAGCAACAAGUUCCUCGGCUGCACAUUUACUUUCAUCAGGACAACAUCUUUUACCAGAUACUUAUAAAAAUAUGUUACCACCUUCAACAGUUUCAGCCUCAUCAGCAGCCGCAGCCGCUGCAGCAGCAGUUUCACCUUUCACCCUUUCCCAACCCACCUUGUCCCAAGUGCCAUCACCACGAUCAACUCGCCGUUACACCGGACGGGCAACAUGUGAUUGUCCCAAUUGUCAGGAAACCGAGAGACUCGGACCCGCCGGGAUACACGCAAAGAAAAAGCUAACCCAUAACUGUCACAUCCCAGGCUGUGGUAAAGUCUAUGGUAAAACCUCCCACCUUAAGGCUCACCUUCGUUGGCACACCGGUGAACGUCCUUUCGUCUGUAAUUGGCUUUUCUGUGGUAAAAGAUUCACACGUUCCGAUGAGCUUCAACGACACCUACGAACCCACACCGGUGAGAAACGAUUCCAGUGUCAUGUGUGUCAAAAACGCUUCAUGAGAUCAGAUCAUCUCUCCAAGCACGUUAAGACCCACACCGGCGCUGAAGGUAAAAAAGGUUCAGCCAGUGAUUCAGAAAAUAGUCAAUCCGAGGCGACCCUUGCAAAUCAACAAUCAACACCCGGACCCCAAUCCAAUUAUUAAUCCAAUCUCUCAAUUAAUUAACUAAUUAAUCCAUCGAACUUUUUCCUUCUCUCUCUCUCUUAUACUUUGUCUUCUCUCUCAUCAUCAUCAUCAUCAUCAUUUCCAUCAUCAUCAUGUUUCCUUUUUCUUUCCCUUUGCGAACUUUUUUUUUCUUCUCAUCAUAAUUGUUCACAAUCAACAAUCAAUGUUUCAGAUUCACAAUUAACUAAUUGUGUCUCCUUUUCCCCUUCCCUUGUAUUUGUGUGUGUUUAACAAAACAAUCAUGAAUCUCAACCAAAAAAUUAACUUGGAAUCUGUAAUCUUAAUCAAUUAUAAAAUCACAAUCAUCAAUUAAUUAAUUACAGUAACAAUUACAACUAACUAAUUAAAUAAAUAACAAAAAAAAUGAUAAUAGGUAAACAAAACAAUUUGAUAAAUUAAAAAUUGACACAAAAAAAAA